GGCGGAGCGGGCGGGGGAUGGAGGCGGAAGUGACGGCGGCGGCGGCGGCGCGGGGUGAAGGGGUAGAAGGGUGUCUGAGUACYGAUGAAUGAGCUGUGAUGGAUAACAAAGACUCAGAAGCUGAGAUCCACCCUCUGAAGACUGAGGAGGUCAAAGUUCAGGAGAACCAUGAACACUGUGUGGAGAGAAGGAUUAUCAARUCCUCGGGGCUGUCCCGGCUGUCACGGUGGCGCACUGCUGCCUUCUUCAUCUCCCUGUUCCUCUGCCUGAUCAUUGUGUUUGCUUUCUCCUUCAUCAUUCCCUGCCCGGAGAGGCCGGUUUCGGAAAGAACAUGGUUCCAGUAUUACAAUGAUGCAGUGGCCUACCAAUUCCUUGCUAUAGAAGAUGUGAAUGAAGACAAAGUGCAAGAUGUGGUCUUUGCUUUCAAGGCCAGCAACGGCAGCAGCAGCUUCAACAGGUCCUGCCUGGAUGAAGGRCUGCCGUCUCCCUGUGCCUUCAUUGCUGCCGUGUCUGGCACGAAUGGCAGUGCYCUGUGGGAGAGUCCCACUGGUGAGGACGUGCAGUGGCUGCAGUGUGGCAUCCAACAGCUGGGCACAGCAGAGGCCCCGGGCUGCCUGGUGGUGGGGAAGCCACUGUCCCUUACAGCGAUUGACCUGCGGACAGGGGAAGUUGUGUGGAGGCAAUCCAGAGACUUUGGAGCUAAUUAUACGGCACUGACUCCUUUGUCAGUGAUUCCAGAUGUGGAUAAYGACAGAGUUCAAGACCUGAUAAUCUUUAUUACUAAAGGAGACCAGAUUGAGACCCUAAUCCUUUCAGGAAAAACUGGCAAACAGAUUGGCUCCASUGUCAGCCUGACCGUGGAUGGGAGCGCUCGCUACGUCAGGCUGGACCUGCGCUCCUCCUCCUACUUCCUUUUCUACACAGACAACUCUCUCUAUGCAUAUUCCCUGAAAGAGCUGUGCAGUGCAGCUGUUGGUAUGGAAUUAAASCUACCCAACCUCAAGCAGGAUCCUCACUGGGAGAAGAACAUUAACAGUGCCACACACCGCUUAUCCCUUCCCAGCUUUGGAGAUUUUCGCUACCUGGUGAAAGUUCCUGUGAAGUCACGGGACAAURUCUUGGUGGUGCACUCAGAGAUGGCUACGCUGAUCAACACAAAAGAUCUCCGCGCUUUGUGGACCCUCAACGUGUCCCGUGCUCUGAGUGAGCCGCUGCUCGGUUACUACAAACCUGAUGUUCUUGCUGUUGUCCUGGAGAGUGAAGUUGGACCCAACAGGAAGAAGGUUAUGGUUGUUGAGAGUGGAUCUGGAACAGUGCMGUGGGACCUGAAGCUGAACUCGGGAUCAGGGAAUCUUGGCCCAGCAACACUUUCCACUGCGGAUCACCGCUCUGCCUUCCUCAUCUGGGGAGACUACCAGGAGCCAGGCAACGAGACAAGAUCCAGAGCUCCCCUCCAAAAGCUGUACCUUUUCCAUCCUUCCUACACCAAUGUCCUGUUGGAGCUCCGCAACAGCACGGACCACAUCGUUGCGUUCACUGCGGCGCUGUUCGAGCGGAGCCGCCACGCCUGCUACGUGCUGCUGCGGGGCCCCCAGCCCGGUGAGGCGCCUGGCCCUGUGUCCCUGAUGAAGAGGAAGCUGAAGGAGGAUGUCUYGGAGAGCAAGGUGAUCUGGCUGAGCCCCAUGGCCGGGGACAACGAGCAGCACAUCCGGGACCGCCUCCACAGGAUGCGAUUCCACAGCCGAGCGUGAGCUGGUCGAGGGACGGGGAGAGGCUGCCUCUGCUCUGCAGCCGUGCUCUCAGCGAGYCCAGAGCCCAGAUUCCAGUGGCAAGCUGCCUUUCUCCAUCUGCAAACCAAAGCGUGGCUGGCAGGGAAGCACCUCAGUAUCUAGGGACACCCAGGCUGUGGGGGCAGCUGCCAGAGCAUCCGUCCUCAGAGCUGAUGGGACUUCAGUGCUUGGCCACCUCUGAAGUGUCAUCAGCUCAGGGAAGAGGGCUUUCCCCUCCAUCCCUCUGUGUCCACAGAACUGUGCUGACUCAGGAAUGUGUCUGGAGGAGAACACAUGCUUGCUGGGGUGCCAGAGCKGAUGAUUUCUGGGAUGUUUGAGAAGUGGAGUUUGCUGUAUGGUGUUAGAUUUCCUUUCUGAGUCAGCUCUCCUGGCUGAGGAGAGGUGCUUGGCUGCAGGUUAAUUUGCAAUCACUCUCUCCUGGAUUAGGGCCCUGCUUCAGGAGUGGUGGGGUGUGUGUAGUGACCCCAGCCAUGGCUGUGGUGUGGCUGCUGUCACCUGGGCCAACAAAGCACAGGUUGAAGUGUCAUUCUACAUAGCAAAUGGCCUUUUGUCCCAAGAGCAACCCCACGUGCCCUGCUCUGCAGUCACCAGCCUACCUGUGUCUCUCUGCUGCUUCCUUCCCAGCCAGGCUGUGCMGUGUUGGUGACACUGAGAGGGAGCUGGUCUCCCACCUGAUGGAUGCAUCAAUGUUCUUCCCUCAGUCUGAUUACAGGUGGUGAGAGAUCCACCCUGAGCCCAGGCUGGCUGGUCCCUGGCAGUACCACCACCUCUCCUGGUUUAAAGGAGCCAGAGGAUCUAGGACACAUUUUUUUCAGAGUAGAAUUGCACGUUAACCUUUUCUGGGAGCUGGGAUUGCUGCUCUGGGAAGCCAGUGCCAGCUCCCUGCUCAUUCAGCCUUGCAGCUGCUGAGGAGCCUUCUCCAAGUCCUGUCCCUGCUGCCAGGAGGUGGGCAGGAGCUCUGUGCUGCCUCCCUGCCCUUGGAAUUGAAGUGAUGCUGGGUGAGACUGCCURGUAUCGUGCAAGGAUGGGACAGGUGGCUAUGUGAAGAUGAGAUGUUUCUCCUGGAGAUUCAUGUAGCACCAUGAGGUGUUUGCUCUGCCCUGUCCUGCUGGGAGCCACUGCAGGCCAUAGAAACAAGGUGCAGAACCUUGAAAAGGAUUUGAACCAGCUGCUCRGUCCUGAAAAUAAAAAUAACCCUAAAAAUAACCUCUCUCAAGCUCUGCAGUGCUGGAGGGGGUUUGGCCAGUGCCUCCCUCCCUUGCUGAGUGUGACAUUGGGGGAUGUGUAGAAACACUGUAGGAUGGGAAUGUGCAGGGUCAGGCAUCAGCUCUUCCCUUCAGCCCCCGCUGAGCCUGAACAUGUCACGGGGCAGCUGCUGCCACCAGCUCACUCCACAGCCCCAGCCCUCCCAGGGCUGCCUGGACACCUCCUGCUUCCAGCUGGCCAGUGGCUGCCUGAAAAGUGCCCCCUCUGGCCCAUCCCCCAUAUCCUGGGCAGUCAAGGGUGCCAGUCCUGGGAUGCUCUGUAGAGAGCACUGCACCUUCAAAGCACCCUGGGCUCAAAAUGAGGUUCUCCCUCUGCCUGUCUUCCCAGCUGUUUUCUGAGUAUGGGAGUGCAGGGAGGCUCCCCUCUGUGUCCCCCCAGUUUGGGUUUCCUCUUUGCUCAGCACCUUAGGCCUGGCAGCCCCACAGGUCCCUGUGCCAGCAUUGCAGCCAUAAGAGGCUCUGAGGGCUGGAUUGGGGCCGCUCUCCAUGCGUGUGGCUCUGAGCACCAGGCAGGGAAGUCCCAGGCUCGCACUGUAGUCCAGCCUGAGUGCUGGAUGUUGAUUGUAUCGCGCUGAGAUCUCCCUGCCAUGGAGCAAGGUGCCUGGGCUGUAUUCUCACCACACACUCCUUCCUCAGACCCCUACCCUGACCUGACCUUCCCAUAGGCACACUYUGUUCCUUCAGRAGAGCUGGAUUUUCACCUUUGGGGAGCUUUUCUGGAUUUAAGUUGUCCAGUAAUGUGUCUGGAUACUUUGGAAAYGCAGAUUUCCCCGUGGCAGCUCAAUUAAACGCAUCAGUGCCAAACCAGCACCUUCUUAACAAAACCAGUCCAUUUUCCAGCUUUUUUUCCUGUGUAAUUUUUUUUUUUUUUUGCAGUAUUUAAUGAAUGACUUUGUGCCUUGAUUCAAUAACUCAGCUGGGUGGCGAUGGCUGUA
Malurus melanocephalus (red-backed fairy wren) is the source of this 3990-nucleotide messenger RNA. RefSeq names its product family with sequence similarity 234 member A (gene FAM234A). Bases 99 to 1751 code for a protein of 550 amino acids. Gene Ontology annotation, molecular function: protein binding. The transcript has 12 exons. The record is from RefSeq and is a predicted model, not a curated record. NCBI's taxonomy places the organism in Eukaryota, Metazoa, Chordata, Aves, Passeriformes, Maluridae.